AUGGAGACCGACCGGCAUUGUGUAUGCUCCAAGCUGCCCCCGGGCUGGGUGCCUGCCGGGCCACUGCGGGCUAAAGGCCCGCAUUGUACCCCCAACUGUCCGGACGCGGUGCUCAGCGAGGACCCCCGCCAGCACCGGGGCCUUUCCGGGCCGCCGCCCCCCGGCACCCCGACCCCGGAACCACCGGACUCGCCGCCCGAGAUCCCGGGGCCCGGACCCCAGCAGAACCCGGACCCAGACCCAGUGCCACUGGACCUCCCGCCCACGGCCCUGAUGCCCGCGGCCCGGACCCCGCGCCCACCCCGCCGGCCUCGCCUGCCCCGCGCCCUCACCUGCGCGCGCCUCCCCGCGCGGACCCCGCGCGCACAGCUGCGCUCCCGGCGCCUGUCACCCGCGCGCGCCGCCGCCCCGCCCGCACCGACGGCCGCCAUCGCGACCCCGCGGCGGACGCGGACGCGCAUGCGCACGGCCGUGACCCCCCUGAGCUCCCGGGGAGCCCCCAGUGACCCCCUGAGCUCCCGGGGAGCCCCCAGUGACCCCCCUGAGCUCCCGGGGAGCCCCCAGUGA
Messenger RNA from Eptesicus fuscus (big brown bat), 567 nucleotides. RefSeq lists its product as uncharacterized. NCBI's taxonomy places the organism in Eukaryota, Metazoa, Chordata, Mammalia, Chiroptera, Vespertilionidae. The transcript has 4 exons. The record is from RefSeq and is a predicted model, not a curated record. The coding region runs from base 1 to 567 and encodes 188 amino acids.